Messenger RNA from Selaginella moellendorffii, 1625 nucleotides. Its product is annotated as glyoxylate/succinic semialdehyde reductase 1. The coding region runs from base 551 to 1606 and encodes 351 amino acids. The record is from RefSeq and is a predicted model, not a curated record. Gene Ontology annotation, cellular component: chloroplast. NCBI's taxonomy places the organism in Eukaryota, Viridiplantae, Streptophyta, Lycopodiopsida, Selaginellales, Selaginellaceae. The transcript has 13 exons. Gene Ontology annotation, molecular function: NADP binding; NAD binding; glyoxylate reductase (NADPH) activity.
CGUUUGCUAGGGCUUUUGGCUUGCUUGGACGAUGGCGUUCCGCUCCACGGCUGCGAGGUUCCAGCAGGUGAUCACCACCGCCGCCAAGACCCCCGCUAAGAAAUCGCUCGCGGAUGCGAAGAAGAUGGCGUCCUUCUCCAAGAAGAACGCUCCCGCGGACUGGGUCCAGCGAUCCGACCACCACCUCAUCACCAUCGACAUGCCAGGAUUGUCUCACGAGGAUUUCAAGAUCACCACGGAUGCCAACGAGAUAACCAUCAAAACCAAGGAGCGCGAGAGGGUGGAGCUCGAGGAUGAUAAGUGGCACGCCAAGGAGCGCUACGUUGGCACCGUGGUUCGCAAGUUUGAGUUCCCUGACGGCGCCAAGCUGAGCAAGGAGGACGUGGAGGCUGUGUUUGACAAUGGCGUGCUCACGCUCAAGGUUCCCACGGAUCCGGAGAAGCCGAAAGAGACCAUCACGAUCAAGCCUGGCAACUGAUUUUGUCAAUCUCUCAAAGAAAAAAGAAUGACCUUAGCUUUGAUCGAUUUGAUCAGAGUUUCAUAGUUGUUAAUGUCAACAGUGAUAAACCCUACUGCUAUGACGAGGAGAAUGGCUGCCAUGUUUUCAUUGAGGACCAAUUUCCUUGGCGGCCCUUCUCCGCGGCUCAAGCCAUCGAUUGCUACUACUGCUACAACGCUGAGCACUGUGAGAGCGCUUGCUUCUUCUUCCUCUUCUUCUCAAGCUUCUGGGAGCAACCAGCAUUUGAAACUGGGAUUCCUGGGACUUGGAAUCAUGGGCACAGCAAUGGCAAGAAAUCUCGUAAAAGCCGGCUACGAUGUCACCGUUUGGAACAGAUCUGCGAGUAAAUGCGAAGCUUUAGUGAGCGAAGGAGCAAGACGAGGUUCCACACCAAAGAAUGUCACCGAAAUGUGCGACGUCACGUUUGCGAUGCUUGCUGAUCCAGUUGCAGCACUCGAAGUUGCUCUUGGGAGUGAUGGUGCUCUUGGAGGGUUGGGCUCGGGGAAAGGAUAUGUUGAUGUAUCAACCGUCGAUGCCGGGACAACUAAAACUGUAUGCGAGGCAGUGAAAUCUUCAGGCUCUCUCUUCUUGGAGGCGCCAGUCUCGGGAUCCAAGAAGCCAGCCGAAGAAGGAAAACUUAUUUUUUUAGCUGCUGGAGACAAGGAGUUGUAUGAUACAGUAGUACCGAUGCUAGACGUGAUGGGCAAGUCGCGGUUUUACUUGGGAGCUCCUGGAAACGGAGCUGCAAUGAAAAUUGUUGUUAACAUGAUCAUGGGAAGCAUGAUGGCAAGCUUUGCCGAGGGUCUGAUUCUUGGAGACAAAGCUGGCCUUGAUCCUCAAACUAUACUAGAGGUUCUAUCCCAAGGUGCUAUUAACAAUCCAAUGUUCUCCCUAAAAGGUCCAACAAUGUUAGCAAGGAACUACGCUCCAGCUUUUCCUUUAAAACACCAGCAAAAGGACUUGAGAUUGGCAUUGGACAUGUCUGAUAAGCUUUUGCAAAACAUCCCAAUUGCUGCAGCGGCAAAUGAAGUGUACAAGGUUGCUAAAGGUAAUGGUUUGGGUGAUGAUGAUUUCUCUGCUGUUAUUGAGGCCUUUAGAAAUAAAUGAGGUAUUUUUUAUAAGAAUU